This is a messenger RNA of Microdochium trichocladiopsis, 1722 nucleotides long. Its product is annotated as heterokaryon incompatibility protein-domain-containing protein. NCBI's taxonomy places the organism in Eukaryota, Fungi, Ascomycota, Sordariomycetes, Xylariales, Microdochiaceae. The record is from RefSeq and is a predicted model, not a curated record. The transcript has 2 exons. The coding region runs from base 1 to 1722 and encodes 573 amino acids.
AUGUGCUGUAACUUCAAUACCUCUAGGUAUCAUUUUGGCUUCGCUCCUGUUGGGGUUCCAGAGUAUGACCACGGGGUCAACUUCGACAUAGGUCCAUCCACUGACGACAUUGCAACUUGCCUCAUCAUUGAGAGCUGGAUGAAAGACUGUCUCAACCACCACGCCCUCUGUCAGCAGGCAAUCAGAAACACUGCAUUCCGUCCGACACGCCUUCUCGAACUGAGCCCUGAAGGGACAUACCGGCUAAUCAACCGAUCGCAAUGCCCACCUGACCUUGAAUAUGCUGCCUUGAGCUAUUGCUGGGGCACCAAACCUGCCACCGCUCUCCUCAGACUUCUUCGGACAACCUUCGGAUAUCUCAGCCAUGGGGGACCUUUGGAGAGUUUGCCAAGGACUUUCAGCGAGGCUGCGAAAGCAGCACAACGGCUCGGGGUCAUCUAUCUCUGGAUCGACAGACUUUGUAUCUUCCAGGACUCUACCGAGGACUGGCAGCAGGAGGCAGCGUCGAUGAAAGAAGUCUACCAGAAUUGCAAAUUCAGUAUUGCAGCCUUGGGAGCAGAGGACAGUGACGCAGGCUGCUUCUUCGAACGGAAUCCUGCGAAAGUUGCUCCAACCAUUGUUUGUCUCCAGCUUGGUGAGAAUGAAGAACCCACGCGGUUCAGAUACGAGUACGAAGACCGAUGGUCAUGGAAGCAUUCAUUCUACAAAGAGCCCUUGUUAAAGAGGGCAUGGGUUGUCCAGGAACGGCUCCUCGCUCCACGUACGGUGUAUUUUGGAUCCCGGCAGGUCUUCUGGGAAUGUUACGAGGCCAAAUGCGCCGAAACUAACCCUCAGGGCGUGGGAGUUUUCGAUUCCACCCCACCGGCUUCAGGCAAGAAUCCGCUACCUCGGGCUGUCUGUGGCGGGAAAGAACUUCUGGACUUUCCUCGGCGGUUCCUGGCUUCCGAUGACUACGAGCAGCUAUUUGAAGAUUGGCAUUGCCUCGUCACCUUUUACUCGGCACGAAGUCUGACCAUGCCAGCUGACAAGCUGGUGGCUAUAUCUGGGAUGGCUCAGGAUAUGAUGGGGAUGCUGAACAAGCUCAAGCCCGGGCUGCCCCACCGCUACCUCGCGGGACUCUGGGAAGAGAAACUCGUGCAGACGCUCAGCUGGGAAGUCGACUGGGCGGCAGCCAGGGCUCCUCAUUAUCGGGCACCCUCUUGGUCGUGGGCGUGCCUCGAUGCGCAAGUCAAUGGCGAUAGGACUUACAGUGGCGCAGAAGACAUCUGCCUCACAUCUUGCGAGGCUGUGGACAUGGUAUAUCGCACCGAGGAUGAGACAGGACAGGUUCUCUGCGGUGCAAUUACACUUAGUGGGCCCUGUGCUUUGAUCGACAUCGCCAAUGACUUGCCGAGGCGCGGCCAGGGAAGGCGGCAGACGACCGUGAGGUGGAAGGGCGUGCAAGGGCGGGAUGGAUAUGUUGCGUUUGAUGGUGUGGACUACUGGGACAAGUUCGCCGAGGUGAUUUUCGACACCCGCGACGACUUUACGACAGAGGCUCUAUUCAUCUGGCUCACCUUCCAUGGGGGCGACAGCUUAGCUCGUGGUGAAGGCCUGCUUCUUGCACCACUUUCAGAUGGCACGUACCGGCGGAUCGGAAUUGCCCAAAGAUUCUUUGAGGGUGCCCAGAGAGCGUCGCCGUUGAUCGACUGCAUGGAGAAGCAGCGCGUGGUCGUAGCCUGA